CCGGGUCAUCUGGCGCUGGAUCGUCUGGCUUGACAGCGGGCAUCGGGUCACCAGGCAUGACCGCGGGCACUGGGUCAUCAGGCAUUGGAUCAUCUGGCUCGACAGCGGGCAUCGGGUCACCAGGCAUGACAGCGGGCACUGGGCACUGGGUCAUCAGGCAUUGGAUUGUCUGGCUCGACAGUGGGCAUCGGGUCACCAGGCAUGACAACAGGCACUGGGUCAUCAGGUACCGGAUCGUCUGGAUCGACAGCGGGCACCGGGUCAUCUGGCGCUGGAUCGUCUGGCUCGACAGCGGGCAUCGGGUCACCAGGCAUGACAGCGGGCACUGGGUCAUCAGGCAUUGGAUCGUCUGGCUCGACAGCGGGCAUCGAGUCACCAGGUAUGACCGCGGGCACUGGGUCAUCAGGCAUUGGAUCGUCUGGCACGACAGUGGGCAUCGGGUCAACAGGCAUGACAGUGGGCACCAGGUCAUCAGGUACCGGAUCGUCUGGCUCGACAGCGGGCACUGGGUCAUCAGGCGUGAUAGGAUCAUCAGGCUGGAUCAGCUGGGUACAGACAUCAGGCUGAAGUGCGGGUGCCGAGGCACCAGGCUGAACCACGGAAGGCAGGUUCUCUGGUUUGGAUACUGGCAG
This is a messenger RNA of Staurois parvus, 632 nucleotides long. NCBI's taxonomy places the organism in Eukaryota, Metazoa, Chordata, Amphibia, Anura, Ranidae. The record is from the annotation of a GenBank genome assembly.